AUGUCCACCAACACCACAGACGUCAUCAUCGUCGGCGCCGGCCUGUCCGGUCUCUCGGCGGCACGCAAACUGCACAAGGCAGGAAAGUCCUUCGUCGUGCUCGAGGCCCGCGACCGUGUCGGCGGCAAGACGCUCACGCACCACGUCGGCGACGGCAUUGUCGAACUCGGCGCGGCGUGGGUGAACGAGUACACGCAGCCGCGUAUCUGCGCUCUGGCGAAGGAGUCAGGCUCGGACCUUGUGCGGCAGUACGUGGACGGCAACAACGUCUUCUACGCGGGCGGGCAGCGCUCCCUCUCGACCGGGAGCAUGGGGAGUGUGGGGGACCCCCUCGCGCCCCUGCAUGCCAAGAUGGAGGCUCUUGCCGAGCGCAUCGAGCCGAAGCUGCUACGCCAGGAUCCGCAGCCGGAUGCCGAAAUCUUCGACCUGGACGGGCAGACGGUAUACACCUGGUAUCGUGCGCAGGGGGCCAGCGAAGAGGACAUCGUCCAGUUUCUCGAGCCGGCACUGAAUGGGCUGUACGGCGUGGGUAGCACGGAGCUCAGCUUCCUCUACCACGCGCUCGGCGUCAAGGCUGAUGGUGGAUUCGAGGCCAUGAUCGAAACAAACGAGAAGGGUGCCCAGUACCAGCGCACGUCGAAGGGAAACCAGCAUAUGAGCAAGUACCUCGCCACUCUCUUCCCCGAUAGCGUCAAGCUCAACUCACCCGUGCGCGAGGUCAUCCAGUCCGACGGCUCUGUCACUGUCAAGACGCCGAACGGGUCAUACACCGGCAAAGCCGUGAUUGUUGCGAUCGGCACGGUGCUGCUGGACACGAUCGAGUUUACGCCCCCUCUGCCGCUGCAGCAGCGGCUGGCCAUCGAGCGCUCCUUCACGGGAUACUACUCCAAGGUGGUGCUUCUUUACAAGACCGCCUGGUGGCGCGAGAAGGGCUUCAGCGGAAUGGCCGUGUCUCCCAUGCCCGAGGAGAGCAUGCAGACGACUUUCGACCAGGUGUCGGGCAACGUGUAUGCGCUGACCGCCUUUGUGGUGGGGCCAAAGGGGCAGGCAUGGGCGUUCGCGGGCGGAGAGAAGAAGGGCGCAGCCAAGGUCGUCGAAGACGUCGCGCGGGUGUAUGGGUGCGACGAGGCCCGGCAUCCCAUCGAUGUCAUCGUGCAGCAGUGGACGGACGAGAAGUGGUCGCGCGGCGCACCUGGUGCGUUCUUCGGCCCGGGCCAGAUUGCCAUCGCAGGCGCGUUCAGGCAGCCCACUGGGCGCUUGUUCUGGGCCGGAACCGACAAUGCUACCGAGCACAUCGGAUACAUGGAGGGCGCGGUGCAGGCGGGCGAGGCGCGGGCGGACGACGUGCUCAAGCUCCUGGGCUAA
This is a messenger RNA of Trichosporon asahii var. asahii CBS 2479, 1365 nucleotides long. RefSeq lists its product as uncharacterized. The transcript has 2 exons. Lineage: Eukaryota; Fungi; Basidiomycota; Tremellomycetes; Trichosporonales; Trichosporonaceae. Gene Ontology annotation, molecular function: oxidoreductase activity. The record is from RefSeq and is a predicted model, not a curated record. Bases 1 to 1365 code for a protein of 454 amino acids.